Cuculus canorus (common cuckoo) is the source of this 8180-nucleotide messenger RNA. RefSeq names its product MICAL like 2 (gene MICALL2). Gene Ontology annotation, molecular function: protein binding. NCBI's taxonomy places the organism in Eukaryota, Metazoa, Chordata, Aves, Cuculiformes, Cuculidae. The transcript is spliced from 17 exons. The coding region runs from base 4600 to 6756 and encodes 718 amino acids. The record is from RefSeq and is a predicted model, not a curated record.
CUCCCAUCUGUGGCUGAAUCAUAAGUGUUUUAGACGCGUCUUUUCCACUGCAGGACAAGUUCAGGCACUAAUUUUUGGGGAAAUGUUUCCUUCUUCGCCGUUCCUAUUUGCUUAGGCUGGGCUCUCCUCACUGAGCUGCUCACGAGUCCGGAGGCGAGGGCUAUUUAAACAAAAUACAAUAGAAGGGCAGGGCCCAGCAACCACUGGAUUCCCACACAUCACUCGUUUUUCCUUGGAGAGCUCUGUCUGUGGGAGGCAAAGUGCUUUCCACGCCUUGCUGGUGCCCCUGGAGGUUUUGACCUGUCUCUGCCCAAGUGUUAACAUCUGGGAAGGUGGAUCGCUGAAGAGAGAUGUAGAUCCUGCUUCCAAGUUGAUUUUUUUUGUUGUUAAACUUCUAGCUCUUUGGACUUUGAGGUGAGGGGAUUGCAGAGGGAGGUCAAGGCAAGGGAGUAGCACAAAGAUUGCCCUAGGGCGUUGAUUUAAGCAUUAAGUCUCUCCCAGGCAGAUGUGUGCAGCUGGUAGAGGACCCGUCUGGGUUUUCUAUAGUUUAGUUUUCUUCCUGUUCCUUGAAUUCUGCUUUUUAACUCAUGCUCCCAGGACAGCUUGCUGCUUGGGUUUUGGAGUGGAAACUUCUUUUGCAGGUGUUUCACUUCUAGUCAAAGCCCAAGGAGAAGAUUGGUCUCUCUUUUGCCUCUGUUGUCUUGAAACUUGGAAGAGGCAGGAGCAGGCUUGAGCAGAGGGAGGUUAGUGCAGGAGCUUCAGGCACGCUUUAUCUGUAGUCCCCAGUGCUUGGGCAGUCACCAUGGUGUUGCUCGUUGUUGUGUAUGGCUUCCUGACAUACUGUCACAUCCACAUGACUUCAGAUAUUCCCUUUCCUUCCUUUGAUUCACAGUCCCAAGGAUAGAAAAUACCAGGGCAGAAAGGUUGAUGUGGCCAGGAGGUACUUGUGGAGGGACCAUGAUCACUUCCUGACCGACUCUGCAGCUGGCCCAUCCAGAGCAUGGGUGUACACAGGGGCUCGGUGGCUUGAGAGCUGGAAUAAUCCUGUUGACCAGUUUAGUGGGUUGUUCAUAAUCCCUGAACUGUGCGUUAAGGGUUAUGGAUAGACGUAUCUUAAAUAGAUUCUCCUGUGCUGAAGAGGGAAAAUGUUCCUUGUGGCAUCUCUCUCUUCCCAUUCAUUUUCUUUUACGAUGGAAAUUCUGCCUGGCUUUAUUCACGACCUUACGGAAGCUCUUUCUGACUCAGACCAGCUCAGCAAAGACUGCCUGAAGGUUAGAGUAAGAGAAGAUUUUGUCAGUGACCUCCCUCAUCGGUGUCAGUGAUGUAAUGCAGGAAGGCACCAGGUGUAUCCUUGAGCUGAGCGAAGUCCUACUAGAAGGAAAUUAUGCUUUCAAGUGAUUGGCGGCCAGGUGUCAUGUGUCAGAUCCUGGGGCUGGAUACUUGUGCAAAUUCUCCACGUCUCUCUAAAAGGUUCUCUGAGUGUUGGUGGCACAGAAGCGCAGCUGGGUGUGCAUGUGGCUGUGACUCCUGCUUCCCAGGAGCCUGAAGUGGUUUAUCCUGAGCUUCUCCUCUGGCUUCUAGCAAAGGUCCUAGUUGAAGAUUAAAAGCAUGAUAUUGAAAAUAAAACUAGGAAAGUUUUAUUUGGUGUUUGGAGCACUCUGUGUGUUUGCAGCAGCUCUGAUGUAUAAAUCAUUUACAGAACAUGGUUCAGUCACGGCAUCACAGUUUUGCAACAGUGUGUUUUCCAUCUUGGUUUACACAAAUGACAUUCUUGGGCUGAGUGCAGGGGAUUUCUCAUUUCAGGAGCCUGAGACAUUCCCAGAAAAACUAAAAGCAAUUACAAAACAUGGUCAUAAUCAUUUGUGGUGUACGUGCCUCAGAGGACAGGCUGGUAGGGGUCUCUCUUCCCUUCCUGUUUCCUUGCUGGAAAACAUAUGGAAAAUGUGAUAACUUCUCUCAAACUUGGCUGAUGUUGUUGGUAUGUUAUUGGUGAACAGGGCAGGCUGUGUAAAAUUAGAAAUGCAUUUCCCACUCACUUCCCACUCACCCAAGGAUGGGGAGUGGAGAUGCAUGCUGAAUUACCGUGGAAAUUCAUUUCUCUGUUGCCCCAGCUGAAGAGUGCUUCAUAGCCAGCCUCAGCCAGGCACACACAUUGUGUCAGGCAGGUCACAGUCCAUUUUAUGGGAUUAUUGUGGAACCCUGAUUCUCUUUUCAUCAGAGGGACGUGAAGCCUCAUGGCAGCAUGAUGGGAAGCUGAGGUCAGCAGCCGCAUGUGGUGGUGAUGACUGUGGAAGCUCUGGCCACAAGUUUAGUGGCUGUGGCCUGAUAAAUGAAUUGGAAGAAGCAGGGGAGCUGUGCACACUUGCUCAGAUAUUAAUGCCAGAUGUCAAGGAAAGGUUUUGAUUAAACUCAUUCUUUUUGUCCGGGAUGUUGCUCUUUCCCAGACUGAGCUGGUGUUCAGCUCUGUGUUCUGGGAAUGGACUGGUUGUGAAAUCCUCCUUGAGAGCUGAGCAGCAGUGAGUGCUCAUUCCUGCAGCAGCAUUUCCUGGGCUUCUGUAGGCUCAGUGGGGCAGGAUGAGGCUGACAGUUGCCAGUAUGGACAGGAAGGGCCCUGCUGUCUUCAUCUCUUUAGCAAAAGGCUGAGAUGGAGCAGUGCUUGACCUCCGUGGGGCUGUGGUUUGCAGGAUAGGAUGAGGAAGGUCAAGGGUCUCAUCUGUUGUUGGUUGCCCCCAGAGAACGCUGCAGCUCACCAGCCAGACCAGAGCAGUGUGGAGCAGGCAUUACUGAGGAGAGGAUAAGGUAUGGACAUCUUGCAGCUGGGAUUUCCAGCCUGUCCCCUCUCCCCAGGUUUUUCGCACAUCCAGAAAGAGCUCAGCUGAAAGAUCUUGUUUCCAGCAGAGCACACUGGGUUUGAUCCUUCUGUUCAAGGACUGUGAGCAGGCAAAGGGUGUUUCACUCUUUUUCAGUGAUCCUUUUGACUGAACAUAUCUUAUCUCUAAAGGAAGUAGUACAACAGUGCUGAGAGGUAGAAGCUUUUUGAGGCCAUCGUGGCGCUGGGACUUUGUUUGCUCAUUGUGUUCCAAGGUAAAGUUUCCAAAUGAGUUAGUGCUUCAAGCAGCAGCAGAGAUUCCUCCUAAGGAAACACAUCUGCAAAGGACUGUGGAGUGCUUUGCGAGCGCUGGGUCUGUGCAUCUGGAGCAGUCAGUGAUUUGUGGGCAUGAGAAAUGUUUGGCCACUUCUGCUAAGAGAAGGAUUUUGAGGGGGAGCUAAAAACUUCCCUUCUAUUCCUGUGCUAGUGAACUCCACUCCGAUUUGUUUCCAGUGCUGGAGGCUCUCUCUUGGGUCAGAUUUAUAUUUCUCACCUCUUCCAAUUAAUUCGGUUGCCUGUUUUCUCAGAGGAGAACUCCUACUUCUUCAUUUGUAUUAGCUUUGCUUUCUUAGGAUUACAUUGGUCCAGAGAGCUUUGAUAUUCUAAGAUAGCAGAUGCACCAGCAAGAUCAAUUUCCAAAAGAAAUAUUGCAUGCAAGCAGUUCACCUGACUAACCAGGGAAGGAGUGAUGCUGGGAGGGCAGGAGGCUUGUGACAUGACCAGUGACUUGGUUGUUUACAUUCUCCCUUGGGGAAUGGAAGGGGAUUUCAGACAUUUGUCAUUAGAUAUUUGGAUUUUUAAGUCUCUGUUAUGUGCCACGCAGUGUGAAGCUGCGCACACACAAACACAACAAACAGUAUUCGGCAAGAGAGCAACAGGCACUGACUGACAAUAAAUAGAUAAAUCUAGUAUGUUAUAUCUUGAAUGUCAGAAUGACUGAGCAAGAUAAAAGCUCCCUUUUGCUGUUGCAGGUGUUUUCCUUUGUUCAGGUAGUCCCUGCUACAGAGGCUUUAUUUGGGAGCAGAACUGGGAGUGAGGGCAGAGAGCUGCAGUUAUCUGCUUCAGCUGGCACUUAAAGAAGCUGAUUUUUGUGCCUUAUGUAAAACAGGAUGAUUGUAGCUAUUGUUUUACUGAAACAUUUUUGGCUUGUGAUUAUUUUUGUUGUUUUUUUUAAUCCAUUGUCUCAGGGAAGGGAAAUCUCCAGGACGGAGCACUGCUUGAAGAAAAACCUUAGCGAGUUCCUUUAUUUUGCACGGGAAAUAAUGUAUGGUUUAGAGGUGGGGUGUACGUUGUCUUUAUGUACUUCCUGGGAGAGUUUGACCUUUGGGUCUUAACUGUUGUUCAUUCUGUCUUUAUCCCACGUAGCAAUACCAGAUGUGGGAAGCAGAGAGGAGGCAUAGGCUGCAGCAUGAUGGACAAACGUCUUUGAAGGAGCCUCUCUUAUUUAUAAUGUAAUGCUCUACUUUCUGUACUAAGUAGAUAAAGAACCUGGCUUGCUCCUUACUGUUCCAAGUCAUGGAAGAACUUCCCCUGCUGCGAUACAGAUCAUGUGUUUAUCUCAUGAAUAGGUUGUUGCCAGCCAGCUUUGCCCUGGUUUUCACAGUUAUCCUGGCUGCUUUCAGAGAAACUUCGACUCCCUCAGUAAAGAAAAUGUAUAUGAGAACAACAAGUUGGCAUUUCGAAUUGCGGAGGAGGAGCUGGGGAUUCCAGCCUUGCUGGAUGCAGAGGAUAUGGUUGCUCUGAGGGUACCAGACAGGCUGAGCAUCCUCACCUAUGUUUCCCAGUAUUAUAACUACUUCCAUGGACGGUCUCCUAUUGGAGGCAUGGCUGGAAUCAAGCGUCCUUCCUCUGAACCUCAGGAGCAGCCUCUUGGGAAGAAAGCUGUUGCAGAGCUUCCUAAGCCAGUGCCUCCAAAAGUGACUCCUGCCCACCCACCAGCCAGAGCUAAGCCAAAAGAAACCUCCCCAAAAGGGGUCCUGGCAGAGAGUGGGAAUAUCCCUAGCAGCAGCUGUGGGAUCUGUGGGAGCCACGUACACCUGGUGCAGCGCUACUUGGUCGAUGGGAAGCUCUAUCACAGGAACUGCUUCAGAUGCAGGCAGUGUUGGAACGUGCUUCUUCCUGGAAACUACAAAGCUGGGCCUGAGCCCGGUACGUUCAUCUGUAUGAGCCACCAGCAGCCAGACAACAUCCAGAUCUCUGGUCUCCGUAGCACUGGGAACAAACCUGAGAGCACCCCAGCCCCUACCACUGCCAGGGCAUUCCAGAAAGCAGCAGAACCCAAGAAACCAGAGCAGGUGUUGAAGAAACCCAGCCAGGAAGGACUUGCUAAUUCAACCAAGCCAUCUGUUUCAUCUUCUGGAAGCUGUGGUUUCAAGAGUGUAAAUACUCCAUGGUCCUCUUCAACUGUAAAUAAAUCGUAUGACUGCAAAGGUACCGCGUUAGGAAAUAAAACAGAUCACUGCAGAGGUACCCCCUCAGGGCCUCUUUGGACAACCUCCACAACAAAAAUGCAGCAAGCCCGAGAAAAUUUUUUUCGGUCAUUAGAGUCCUCCAGCAAUAAAACCUGUGAUACUGAAAACCAGGUCCCUUCUUCCCAUGGUCCUGGUAAAACUGCCUCUGCCAGAACCACUGCUGAGAUCAGUCCAGUGAAUGCUGAGAAGGAUCAGGCACGUAACUGUAUUAUACAGGCUCUGGCUGGAUCAAAUACCCCUCCAAGCAGGCUGGGAGGACUAAAUUCCACUGGGUCCUCAGCAUCCAGCAGUGGCAAGUUUUCUCCCACCAGUUCUCAGUGGCAGAGUCAAGCUCCAAAAGCACAGUCCAACAAAACAGAGUACAGACCACUAAAACCGGAGAAGAUUACAGACCCUCUGCCCAAGAGCCAGACUGCCAGCAAAUCUGUUGACUCUGUGCACAAGCCAGAGUCAAAAGGCAUCAAAGGAAGCAGGGAUGCUGGUGAAGAAAAGUCUGAGAGCCCAGCAGAGUGGAGAUCUCGGUUGAAGCCUGUAGCCAACAAAGACCAAGGUGGCUCUAAGAAACCUACUGAUAACUCCCAGGUGGGAACAGGGAGCCCAGCACAAAAGGAGACAAAGCCAAGUGCAUUAAUUGUCCCAUCAGCAAAGCAGGACUCCGCUUCAUCUGGUGGAUUUACGAAGAAGAAGUUGAUCCCCAGCUCAGAUCUUAUCAGGAGCUGUCAGAAUUCAGAGCAAGCCUGGAAAGAUCCUGUGGGCUCUGCCAAGAAUCUGAAAGAAGAUGGCAAUCAACUGAAGAAAAGCGUGGCCACAUUUAAACCCUCUGUUCCGAAAAGCAUCCAGAGCCCUGAAGCAGUGUCCCCAACUAAGCUGCACCCGGACUACCUCCCUGAGGAGGAAAUCCAGAAGAAGGUGUGUGACAUCGAGAAGCAGCUGGAUGAGCUGGAAUUGAAAGGAGUGGACCUGGAGAAGCAGCUGCGUGGCUGUGAGGGAGAUGAGUCUGAGGAUGCCCUCAUGGUGGAUUGGUUCAAACUGAUCCAUGAGAAACAGCUGCUACUCAGACAGGAAUCAGAACUGAUGUACAAGAUGAAACAGCAGAAGCUGGAGGAGCAGCAGUGGAACAUUGAGACGGAGCUGCGACGCCUCAUGAGCAAGCCAGAGGAACUGAAGACAGCCAGAGAGAAGGAGCGAGAGAAGGAGCUGCUGCAGUCGUACCUAAACACUGUCAAUGAUCGGAAUAGCAUUGUGGAGUGCCUGGAUGAGGACAGGCUCAGAGAGCAAGAGGAGGACCAGAUGUUGGCAGACAUGAUCCAGAGGUUGGAUGGAUCUCUCGAGAGCCAGGAGACGGAGAAGAAGAAGAACAAGUUCUGCUUGUCCAAAAUAUGGAAGCAGAAAAAUAAGAGUAAAGCACAGGAGUGAUGUUCCCCUGCCCAGUGGUCCAGAGUGGGAUGUCAUAGGGGUAUUCCUUCCUCACUGGUGCUUUCCUGAAGUCAUGCAGGACUGUGAUGAGGCUUUUCCACUCUGACAUGGAGACUGCAGGUUUGUGGACCAAAGGGACAGUGUGUAUCCCCUCUGGCCUUGGGCCAAGGACACCUGGAAGAUUGACUUUUAAGACUUUUCCUUCUUUGGAUCUAGCUCAAAAGCUGGCUUCAGCUCAGGAGGGCAGAGCUCGAUUUGCCAAUCCGGUGCCUGGGUCCUUACAGUCCUGAGUGCAGGAGCGUGGCACUGCGUGUUGCCCCAUGGUGGUCUGCUCAUGCCAGUGGGGGAGGACACUGCGCUGCUCUGUGAAAAGGCAGCUCUCCGUCCCUCCUUCUCUGUGUUUGCUGUGGCUCUUUGGCCACGAUUGGAGACAGACCGGGAAGUGAUGUGGGCCACAAGAGAUCAAGGGCCUCCCCUUUAUUAUGCCAGUGCAAACGGGAGCAGCAGACUCUACAGCCAGGGCAGGCAGAGAGCAGAACCACCUCUGCAUAUAUGGGAUGGGAUGUCCUAGACUUGGAGGGGUUUCAGGAAUAGAGCUGUUUCCAGACCUCCUUUUGUGAGGUGCUGUAGUUUCUCAAAGCCAUGAGAGGUGCUCACUGCUUCGUUCCCUCUGUGGGGGAGAUUUGUAGCUUUCUUAUUUUUUUGGCUGCACAGUGAAGCAGGAUUUUAUUGUCUGUGGCCCAUCUUGAUGAAAAUGAACAGGUCUCCUAUUAACAACCUGUUGCUAACUGGAAGCAGAAGGACAUUAAUGACAUUAACGGAUUAGCCUCACUCAUGAGUCUUCUGCAUGGGACCAACAUUCCUGAGGCUCCUUUCCUGGACAGCCAGCGCCCUCAAGGGGUGCUGCAGUUCACCUUGGUGGGACUAGGAGAGCGCAGCAGGUCCUGGGUCCUGAGUGACUGCAGCCAGACAUCUGCCAUGGAUGGCAGCAUCGUCUCUUCCCAGUCAACCUGGGGAACAGGGAUGGAGACAGGAAGGGAAAGAUCAGAAUAAUUCAUGAUGCCUCUAGCUCUGGACUAUGUAUGGACUUCACUGUGCUUCCUUCCACACUCCAUGCCAGGUACCUUGAGGUUCCUCUGGGUCCUGUUCUCUAGCAGGGCCCGGGAUUUUGCAGGAAAGAGGUUUGCUGCCCAUUGUGCCCUCUGGCAAGGCAGAGACGAUGCGUCCCUUACCCACGAGGUGGCAGUGGGACUCUCUGUCCCAGGCAGGCUGCCCUGGGCACUGCAGGGUGUGCUUGGUGAGAUACCGAGUGCCUGAGGGACUUCCUGGUGCCCACAGUGUGUGCCCUGUGUGUGUACAUGUGGUGGGUCACCCUCUGCCUGCAUAUGCUUUUGUCCAAUAAAGAACUGUUGGUGCAAAUUUCA